Messenger RNA from Diaporthe citri, 3588 nucleotides. RefSeq lists its product as uncharacterized. Gene Ontology annotation, cellular component: nucleus. The transcript has 3 exons. Lineage: Eukaryota; Fungi; Ascomycota; Sordariomycetes; Diaporthales; Diaporthaceae. Bases 1 to 3588 code for a protein of 1195 amino acids. The record is from RefSeq and is a predicted model, not a curated record. Gene Ontology annotation, molecular function: poly(A) RNA polymerase activity; RNA binding.
AUGGCGACUCCCACGAAGCUGUCGUUGACAUCUCGUGACACCGCCUUAUGUAUCAUACCACCAAGGAGCCAGUGGGGCAAGGUCGACCAACUGAGGUCUCACUACGACAAGGCAUACGGAAAAUGGCCUCCACACAUCAAUCUCGUUUACCCCUUUGUUCAGGUUGACGCCCUACCGCGGGCGGCGGAGGCAGCACGUUCAGCAGCAGCCCACCAAGAGCGGAAACCCUUCAACGUGUGUCUUGACUCGGCCGGCGUUUUCCAGCACAGGCACGACAACACUAUCUAUGUACACGGCGAGGACGACGGCCAGCUGAAGGAUCUGCGGGCCGCCAUCCUGGGGGCUGUGGGACAGUAUGAUGAUGGAGAGUAUCGCAUGCAUAUGACUAUCGGUCAGAGCGAAGAUAUGAAUGCGUCCUGGCACCAAUUCCUCCUUCAGAAGGCACGCUGGCUUCCCAAGGUCGAGUGGUCUGUAGAUCAACUACAUAUUCUCGUCCGAGAAAAGUCCCCAAAUGGAGGCUCAGAAAUGAAGACCUGGGCAACAGUUUCCCUGGAAGACGGCGACAUUUCCAGAUUUGACCCACCCAGGCCAUUCUUCGAUCAGCCACCAACAGCAGUUGAAAAUAACGGAAUCCCAUACUCAUACCUUGGGGAUGGUCUGUGGGGCCAAUCCUCUCGGAGUGACUAUUCGAUAUAUUCAUCUGACGAAGUGUCGACAUUGGCUGUAUCGACGUACAACGUGCUUGCCGAGUUUGAGUUCCCACCUUCGCAGGCGCGUUACCCUUUGAUUGUCAAGAAUAUCCUGGCCGACAGCGCAAGGGCCGACGUGCUCGUCCUGGAAGAGGUCACGGAUGACUUUCUCGUGUUUCUUCUACGAGAAUCCGACAUACAGGAUUUGCUCACCUUCUGUAGCUGGGGCCCCUCAGAUCAGGAGGGCGUCCAGCCGCUUCCAAGUCACAACAACAUUGUGGUCUUCAGCAAGCAUGCCUUUACCUGGGAGCAUGUGCCGUUCCAUCGCGAGCACAAGGGCGCUAUCCUGGUCCAGUUCCCAGCCUUCGGACAAUGGGACGACGCAGAUUUUAAGCCACUGAUCCUGGCUGCUGUGCACCUCACGCAUGGUCUCAAGGACGGCUCGAUUGCGGCCAAGAAGACGGAAAUCGAGACCAUUCUGAAACAUUUGGACGACAAGUACCCAGAGCACCCCACACUUUUGACCGGAGACUUCAACAUCACAACAUCUUCGUAUACCGUCAACCAGGCUCUUGAGAAGAAGGCCGUGACGUCUCAGUCGAUCGCACACCUCCAGAAUAUUGAGAAAACACUUGUCGAGAGUGGUUUCGUCGAUACCUGGACGGAGGCGCAGCUCGAGAACGCAGCAGAAUCUGACGGUGAUCUGGAUGGAGCCUUUGAGGGCGAACAAGGAGCAACUUACGACCCGACUACUAAUGCCCUCACGGCAGAGAUCGUCGGCAGUGGCUUCAAUAUGCGCCCUCAGCGAUACGACAGGAUUCUUAUCAGAGCAGAAGAAUAUCUCAAGACUCUGAAUUUCAACAAGUUCGGCUUCGUUACUGAGGAAACUGGCAAAUUUGCGAGCGACCAUUGGGGUGUGCGAGCUGUUCUGAGAAUUGGCCCCGAGGCAGAGAGCCAGGCGGCCUCCGGUGCGGCAGCCCAUAUCACGCCUGUCCAGCUGAAGCAGUCCAGACACUUGUCGGAGAAGGGGUACAAUUUACCGGAACUGCUUAAGCAAGUGCAAGCUAUCCCGUCGGAAGAGGAAGUUCAUGAGCACGCCGCAGCUUUCAAGCUGCUCCGCGAGACCAUACUUGAAUCCUCGACGCCGACCGGUGGGAUACCCUCCCCUGGGAUAACCGACACUGGACGAUCAAGCACGCCCCUGAUUCUCGUCCCUGUGGGUUCGUAUGGACUGGGCGUGUGGACGGCUUCCUCCGACAUAGACUGUCUCUGUGUAGGCCCAUUCAGCUCGUCGACUUUCUUCUCCCUCGCCGCUCAGCGGCUGCGCAAGGCUUCCGACAAGGGCGUAAGGGUUAUGCGCCGUGUAAAGGCUCACACUGGUACAAUGCUUGAACUGGAGAUCAACGGUGUCAAGAUCGACCUUCAAUACGCCCCUGCUGGUGCCGUCGCAGCAAAGUGGCCCGAUUGCCUCAGGCUGCCUGCCUCAGAUCCUUCUUGGAUGCUGUCGGCACAGACCCUGAACAAGCUGAAGCCGAUCCGUGACCUCGACUAUGUCCGCCGUUCGGUGCCUGACAUUGUCAAGUUCCGGCUUGCCCAUCGCUUCAUCAAGACGUGGGCAAAGAGAAGGGGCAUCUACGCACUGAAAUAUGGGUACCUAGGCGGGAUCCCGAUCACAAUUCUUCUUGCACGUCUGUAUAAGCUCCUGGCUCACGAUAGCGCUGUUGUGUCGCUGUCUGAUCUCCUGGCAACAUUCUUCAACCAUUACGCCAGCUUCGACUGGCGAGCGGACCUUGCUUUCGACCCUUUUUUCCACAAACAGCUCAACUACAGGCGGACUGAUCGGGAACCCUUGGCUGUUCUAGGCUACGCACCGCCGGCCCUGAAUACUUGCUUGGCCGCAUCCGUGCCUUCAGUGAGGACUAUCACCGAGGAAUUCCAGAGGGCAGACAAGCUGCUCGCGGAAGAAGGAAUGACGUGGUCAAAGUUUCUCGAAACCGACGGGUCGGCCGACUUCCUCGAGUCGUUCAAAAGCUACAUCAAGAUCAACGUCCAGUUCUGGGGAGGCUCCCUAACCAAGGGCAGAGGUCUCGUUGGCUGGCUUGAGUCGCGGUGUGUGUCACUGCUGGUCGACCUGAACAGGCGGCUGCCAGAUCUUCACGUCAGGUUUUGGCCCGCUCGCUUCGUUGAGGCGGCGGCGGCCGGUGCGACUGAAGACGAGCAAGGCGACUACGAGGGCUUCUACCUGGUUGGCCUCGACAAGCUCGAGGGCAGUACAACCGACGACAAGAAGAUGCAGGAGAAGCUGGUCGACGUGCUCAGGAAGUUCGAGGAGCAGAUCCGCGGGGACCCGAAGUACUUUGACGAGCGGACCUCUUGGGUGGAAGCCGGCGUGAUCAGGCGGGCGGCCCUGAAGCCACUACAGGUAGACGCCCGCGAAUGGGGCGAAUACACUGUCGGUGACGACGAGUCCGACGAGGAAGAGGAGGAGGAAGAUGAAGCGGCACAGGGCUCUAGUGUCUACGAGGACUACCAGGCUGUCCACUCCGCAUCAAAGAAGGGCAGGACUACCAACCAGCCACGGUCUGUCGUCGUCUCCAAGCCCGAGGGGGCCGGGAAGUUCAGGACAGCGUCCGACGUGCUGAACCGGCUUCGUUGGGACCCAUCUCUGGAUAGCGGGGACUUCAUCGUCGGCUACGAGGACCGCUUCGCCGGCGCGAUGGAGAAGGCGCUGGACACGUGGAAGUCGGAGCAGACGGACGAGGAGUUCAUCCCGCAGCACCGCAUCCUGUACUUCAAGCGCAAGAGCGACCAAACAGUCGUUUGGGAGAGGAGGACGAGAACCGACCUCUUGUUCGGGAGUGGUCGCGGCGGCACCACUGGUGGGUCAUCCACCACCUGA